Molecule: messenger RNA, 3113 nt
Organism: Pelobates fuscus (common spadefoot toad)
Lineage: Eukaryota; Metazoa; Chordata; Amphibia; Anura; Pelobatidae
Gene: OLFML2A
Product: olfactomedin like 2A
Exons: 8
Coding region: 139-2082 (647 amino acids)
Biological process (GO): signal transduction
Source: RefSeq, a predicted model, not a curated record
UUCACAAGCAGAGCCGAGAGGCAGAGCAGCAGGAUUCUGUCCAAACCAAGCCCCCUAUCUAUAUCUACAGAGCUUCUCCUGCUUCAGCACAUGAGCCUAUUUAUCAACAGAGACUGAGAAACACCACCAGCAGCAGCCAUGUGCGGAUUUAAACUUGUUCUGUACUUCUCUCUGGUGUUCAGCACAGUUACAGCAAACAGCAAGGUGUUUGGUGACACAGACCAUGUGCGAAUGACCUCCGAGGGGUCUGAUUGCCGCUGUAAAUGCAUCAUGAGGCCCUUAAACAAAGAAGCCUGUUCUCGAAUGAAAGAAGGCAACACACGCGUAGAGGAUUAUUAUACGGUAGAAACGGUCAGCUCGGGUUCUGAUUGUAAGUGCUCCUGCACUGCACCACCAUCUUCUCUAAACCCAUGUGAAAACGAGUGGAAGAUGGAAAAGAUGAGAAAACAAGCUCCUGAGUUGUUUAAGCUACAGUCAAUGGUUGACCUGUUGGAAGGAACUUUGUAUAGCAUGGAUCUGAUGAAGGUUCAUUCAUACAUCAACAAAGUGAUGUCACAGAUGAACACACUAGAAGAAACCAUCAAGACAAACUUAAGUCGAGAAAAUGACUUCAUGAAGGAAAGUGUCAUUAAUCUUUCAAACCAGAUGAAAAAAUAUGACAAUUACUCAGACAUCAUGAUGAGUAUAAAGAAGGAGAUUGCCAACCUUGGAUACCAGCUACUUCAGAAAGAUGCACCAGAAAAUAAAGUACAGGACACAUCUGGAGGUAAAAACAAAGAUGCCACCAAGUUCUCAAACAAUAAAAGCACAGGGGACAAGUCAAGCACUAAAACAACAAGGGAAAGAACACCCAAAUCAGAGAAACCAAAAAAGGAGACCAGCAAAACAAAACAAGCAUCUCCACCAACACCAAGAGCUAGAGUUCCAUUGCAACAGCCAGUGGUCAUAAGAGGGGUCACCUACUACAAAGCUGGAAGGAAUGAGGAGGCAGACAACAGUGGCAGUAACAAAGAGAAUGCAGCCAGGGGAAUAUCACGUACAGAAAAACAUGACGUAAAAGCGGAAGAGGCUAUUUCAGAAACAUAUCUCAUCCAAGAAGAAAGAAUUGCAGAAUCCAAGAGAAUAAUCCCAACCACUACUAUCCUUACCACCACUGAAAACAUUACUACUACUACUACUACUACUACAACAACAACAACCACACCAACCACUAUUCCUACCACCACUACAGAACAACCCCUGACUACGUUGUCUUUUCCUGGACUUGGAUCUGAUUCAGAGUCAAUCAAUAAAGUCAGAGAAGGUGAAUGUGAAGGUACUAUAGCAUCUGUGGAGACACCAAAGAAACAUCACAGCUAUGGGCGUAAUGAGGGUGCAUGGAUGAAAGAUCCUGCGGCCAAGGAUGACAGAAUAUAUGUCACCAAUUAUUACUACGGGAAUAAUCUUGUAGAAUUCAGAAAUCUUGACAAUUUCAAGCAAGGUCGGUGGAGCAAUCUCUACAAGGUCCCUUAUAACUGGAUUGGGACAGGACAUGUGGUGUAUCAGGGAUCUUUUUACUACAACAGAGCAUUUACCAAGAAUAUUAUCAAAUAUGACCUAAAGCAGCGCUUCGUAGCUGCAUGGACUCUUCUGCAUGAUGUUGUUUAUGAAGACACCACCCCUUGGAAGUGGAGAGGACAUUCUGAUAUUGAUUUUGCAGUAGAUGAAAGCGGACUUUGGGUCAUCUACCCAUCUGUGGAUUAUGACUAUUCCCAGCAAGAAGUCAUAGUUAUUAGUAAACUUGAUCCUAAUGAUUUAUCAGUCAAGAAGGAGACCUCGUGGAAAACAGGGUUGAGACGUAACUCCUAUGGAAAUUGUUUUAUAAUAUGUGGAAUACUGUAUGCCGUGGAUGUUUAUAAUCAAAAGGAAGGACAGAUUUCGUAUGCAUAUGACACUCAUACAGACUCCGAGGCUAAUCCAAAAUUGCCUUUUAUUAAUGAACAUGCUUUCACAACACAAAUAGACUAUAACCCAAAAGAGAAGGUGCUUUAUGCCUGGGACAAUGGUCACCAGUUGACAUACAAAGUAAACUUUGUUGUCUGAUUUAGUUACUGGCUUGUUAAUAUAUAGGCAAGCCUUACACAAAGAACGCACUUUUAAACAUCAGUUAAAACAUGUUGCUUGGGGAGCAACACAAGUAUUGUCCUCUGGCUGUUAGGAGGUGAAAAUGCUCUUGCCAUGGGAAGUGUAAUGACUUAGCAAUGUGGUAUGUGAAUAAUUCAUUGUUCAGCAACAAAACACAAUUGUAAAAUAGUGAAUGGACACAGUGCUGAAUGCCUGAAAGGUAUAUAAAAAAAAAAAAAAACUCAACUUAUUGUCAGACUUCUGACAUCCAAUUUUAUUUAGUCUAACCCAGGCCUUUUCAUCAAUAAAGGAGGUCUAACAAGGACCACCAAAAAGAUGACCAAUGACCUCUAAAGCGACUUUGAAAUGCUAUAUAUAUUUUCUACCUUAACUUUUUCUUUUAUAAUUCUUUAUGUUGUGACUUUAAAGAUUAUUUACUUUCAAGAAAUCCUCAAACUGGGUUUUAUCUGCUUUUCUUGAAAGGACGUCUUUUAAUGUGUAUGUUUAUAUUUGUGUGUGUGUGUAUAUAUAUAUAUAUAAAUAUGUAUAUAAUUUUUUUUUAUUCCAAGUGGGUUGAGCAAUGCAUAACACAAUUCAUUAGCAUUAUUUUUUCAGAGUAGGUUGCCAACUGAUGCAAAAUUCCUCGUUUUUAACUAGUGCAUUGGCCAUUUUUGUCACUCUACAGCAUACACCCCAAUAUCAGCAUCCCAUGAAGCAGGUCAUUGGUGAAUCUUGUCACUAGCAACACUCAAAGGGGCUUGACCCAUCUGGAAAGCGGGCAUGUCUGCUCAGAGAAUGGGCUGGUUAUCAUGUUGUGGAUGCACACCCGGCUGCCUACUAGUAAAACAGACCAGCCACCAGUGCAAACCAUGCAGGGAGCACAGUUUCAGAUCCUGAAAUCGUGACUUUCCCACUGAAAUUGUGAAUGUUGGCAGGCAUGCUACAGUGAAUAGUAAAAUGGAUAGUGAGCCUAAUUAUUAUUCAAGCCAGUGUUUGAAUUCAAUAAAUCC